Triticum dicoccoides is the source of this 1161-nucleotide messenger RNA. RefSeq lists its product as uncharacterized. Bases 414 to 950 code for a protein of 178 amino acids. The record is from RefSeq and is a predicted model, not a curated record. The transcript is spliced from 7 exons. NCBI's taxonomy places the organism in Eukaryota, Viridiplantae, Streptophyta, Magnoliopsida, Poales, Poaceae.
UCGCUUUUUUUGAGGGAUCAUGGCUCCUCUCGCUGCUGCUGUUGCGUUUGGUUAGGGGUGCCUGCGGCUGCUUAGUCGUGCGUCCGUGCGGCUGUUUCUUCCUUCUUUCCGAGGUGGUUGUUGGUUGAGUGUGAGCAUUGUAGUCCUUCAUCGAUCUCUGAUCUUGUUCGUCAAUGAAUUCUGCGCCUGUCACCAUCGCCUAGAAAUCGCACUAAUCAGUUCGUCGUCAGAUUUGCCUUGCUGUUUCAUCUGCUCAAAGGAUCAUCUUUCUCUUCAGAGAUUCUGAGAGAGAAUGUUAUGUGCCGAGGCUGAGUCGCGGACGGCGGCGGGAUGCGAUCUGGCGGCGCGGCGACCGGACGUGGUCUGGAAAAUCGGUGGGGCGUCGCCGUGCGGUGCUGGUGGUGGUGUUGUCGAUGUGGGGAUGGCGCUCCGCGGCCAGGAUGCCGCGUUCGUCCUUCCCAUGCGGUUCCCUUGUACGCCUUAUUCGUCAUCGACCGCAUGGUAUACAAGGAACACCUGGCGGUGUCCAGCACGUUGGUGAGCUUGACGACAACUGUUACCGGGGCAAUGAGGUGAAGCUCUAUGAGCACCAAGUAGACACUCUCUUUGCUAUGUUUCGGCACAAAAAGCCGGACAUCAACUACUAUGUGUGCACAAUCAACAAGACCUUUGCCAAACCAGGCCAGCGCAUGUAUUUUCAGGUUAACUAUACUGAAGAGAACCUGCUCGACUACAUUGAUCCAAACAAUGAUACACUCAUGGUCAGACUUGCAGAUGGCCAUCUGCUCGCCAAGUGUCGCAUCAUGGUAGCAACUGACAAGAGGGCCACUAUAACCAUCAACUGGUCUGAGUUUCGUCGCCGCGCCAACAUUCGUGAAGGAGACAUCUGUGCAUUUUGUUUCAGGAUUACUUCAAAGCGUCGCCUGGUUCUCACCGUGCACCGCCUCUAGAUGCACAAUCGAAGACGCUGCAGCCCCUGUGUCAAUAUAAUCUAAUAUAAUGCACUACUAAUACUCCUAAUUGUGCUAUAUCCUGUCAUGACCUAUGGUCCUCUUUUGUGCGAUCUUAUAUCAUGUUUUUCAAGACCUACUACUUAUGUUAAGAGCACUGUUAUUAGUCAGAUGUUUCAUGUCCACAUCCAUAAUGGGCUUUCUCUGUAUA